Messenger RNA from Lycium barbarum (goji berry), 1143 nucleotides. RefSeq lists its product as uncharacterized. NCBI's taxonomy places the organism in Eukaryota, Viridiplantae, Streptophyta, Magnoliopsida, Solanales, Solanaceae. The record is from RefSeq and is a predicted model, not a curated record. The transcript is spliced from 3 exons. The coding region runs from base 1 to 1143 and encodes 380 amino acids.
AUGUUUACAUGGUGUGAUAAUAGAGAUCCCCCUAACACAAUUUGGAAAAGACUAGAUAGGCUGGUUUACAAUAGCCAAUGGUUUGACCAAUUUGGGGGCACUACUAUCACUCAUCUCUCAAGAUCAUGCUCUGACCAUGCCCUUCUGUUGAUUACUUGCAAAAAGGAGAAUACUGAUUAUAUUAGUUACUUCAAAUUCCUGAAUAUUUGGGUUGAACAUGAUGACUUUCUUAGAUUGGUUCAACAAAACCGCUCAGGUUUGGUCAUAGGUGAUCCUUUGUUUAUACUAUAUCAGAAACUCAAGAGAGUAUGUAAAUCCCUCAGUACUUGGUCUAGGAGAGCCUUUGGAGAUAUUAAUGAAGAACCAAAGAGGUUGGAAACUACCAUUAGAAAGCUUGAGGAAAACUCUUUUAAUAACAACAACCCUUCUAAUAGAAUGAACCUAUCUCGAGCCAAAGCUGAUUAUACCAAAUUCCUUAAGCUUCAAGACAGUGUGCUUAGACAAAAAGCAAGGGUGAAAUGGUUGCAAGAAGGUGAUGCUAAUAUUGCUUUUUUCCAUGGAACCCUGAAGAACAAAAGGAAGAGACUUACUAUCCAGAAAAUUAAAGAUAUAAAUGGAGAUUGGGUAGAAGGCAAUAAAGAUGUAGGUGAUGUUGUAGUUAAAUUCUAUGAACACCUAUUCAGUCCCAAGAAUACUACUGAAGACCACAACGUUCUUGAAGUAGUAAGAAGAUCCAUCACUGAUGAGGACAAUGUUGGGCUCAAUGCAGAUCCUACCCUUCUAGAGAUUAAAGACAAUGUGUUCUCACUUGAUUCUGACAGUGCUCCAGGUCCAGAUGGACUUAAUGGAAAAUUCUACCAAGCUGCUUGGAACAUAAUUGCGGAUGACCUAUAUAGAGAAGUGGUCUGCUUUUUUCAAGAAUCCCCUCAAGAAUUCAAACAUUUCAGACCUAUAAAAUUGUGCAAUGUUUCUUCUAAAAUUAUUGCCAGGCUAAUCAAGGUUCUUCCAAAUAUUAUUAGCCCCAACCAGAGUGGUUUUGUAAAGGGCAGGGCCAUUUCUGAUAACAUUUUUCUUGCCCAAGAGAUCAUUACUGAUAUUGCUAAACCAAAAAAGGGUAUAUCUCCAACAACUGGUAUUCAUUAG